AAAACUUCCAUCUUCGCCUCUCUUUCUCUCUCUAGAUUGUGUCGGUGUCGGUGUCGGUGUCAGAUCUCCCCCCACACCAGCUGCUACAGCAUAAAGGUUUCCUUCAGAUCCACACAUUCGGGCGCUCUUUUGCAUUGUGCAAAAGCCCAAUUCUGUAUAUAAAUAACAUCGGAGGGUUUUCGAAUCAUGGGAGGUUUUGUUGCGGAGGAGAUGUUGUUUCCUGUCGCUUUUGCUCGUCUAUGAUUGCGGGCGAGGAGGCGGAGGAAGACGAGAGAGGAGAAGCGGUGCGUUUUAUGAUCGAUCGCUCUCUCUUUGUCUUCAACGAUAAUUCGAAGCGUACGAGGUGGGACUGCUCCUUCGCCGUCCGUAGCCGCGGCCGAUGGGGCAAAUGCGGCUGAAUGUGUGCUGAAUCGUUUCCGAUUGAGGUCUGGAGGAACGUCAAUUGAAUUGAAUUGAAUUGAAUUGAAUUGAAUUUUAUUUAUUCAUUCAAUUCGUUGUUUCGUGAGUGCUGUUGGAAAUUCUUCUUCGGGGGGAGAUUUGAGUUUUAUCGGCAAUGCAGCCUGAUCAGCGCAAGAAAGGUUCGGCGGAAUUGGAAUUCUUCUCUGAAUAUGGUGAUGCAAGCAGGUUUAAGAUCCAGGAGAUCGUAGGUAAAGGCAGCUAUGGUGUUGUUUGCUCAGCGGUCGAUACUCAUACAGGUGAAAAAGUGGCAAUAAAGAAAAUACAUGAUAUCUUUGAACACCUUUCUGAUGCUGCUAGAAUACUUCGGGAGAUAAAGCUUUUGAGGCUGCUCAGACACCCAGAUAUUGUUGCAAUAAAGCACAUUAUGCUUCCACCUUCAAGGAGAGAAUUCAAAGAUAUAUAUGUUGUUUUUGAACUCAUGGAAUCAGAUUUACAUCAAGUCAUUAAGGCUAAUGAUGACUUGACACGGGAACAUCAUCAGUUUUUCCUAUAUCAAUUGCUCCGUGCUCUAAAAUAUAUUCACACUGCCAAUGUAUAUCAUCGAGAUUUGAAACCGAAGAAUAUUCUGGCAAAUGCCAACUGUAAACUAAAAAUAUGUGAUUUUGGAUUGGCUAGAGUAGCAUUCAACGACACACCUACAACAAUAUUUUGGACGGACUAUGUUGCUACAAGAUGGUAUAGAGCUCCGGAAUUAUGUGGCUCAUUUUACUCUAAGUAUACUCCAGCAAUUGACAUAUGGAGCAUUGGCUGCAUUUUUGCUGAGGUUGUAACGGGGAAGCCACUUUUCCCUGGGAAGAAUGUUGUUCACCAGCUGGAUAUGAUAACCGACCUUCUUGGAACACCUUCUAUGGAUACCAUUUCUCUCGUUCGGAAUGAAAAGGCUAGAAGGUAUCUUACAAGCAUGCGAAAGAAGCAGCCAGUUCCUUUUGCUCAGAAGUUUCCAAAUGCUGAUCCUUUGGCUCUUCGGCUCUUGGAGAGGCUGCUUGCUUUUGAUCCAAAGGAUCGUCCAACUGCUGAACAGGCACUAGCUGAUCCUUAUUUCAAGGGAUUGGCUAAGGCUGAGAGAGAACCAUCCUGUCAACCAAUCUCUAAAAUGGAAUUUGAGUUUGAGAGGCGAAGGGUGACAAAGGAAGAUGUAAGAGAGUUAAUAUAUCGGGAGAUACUGGAGUACCAUCCUCAGCUGCGGAAGGAUUAUAUCAAUGGAAUCGAAAGAACUAAUUUUCUUUAUCCUAGUGCACUCGAUCACUUUAAAAAUCAAUUUGCUCAUUUGGAAGGAAGUGCUGGUAAAAGUGGACCAGUGAUUCCACUUGAAAGAAAGCAUGCUUCCCUUCCUAGGUCUACUACCAUUGCAAAUUCCACUAGAGUACCUCCGAAAGAGCAGCCAGCUGUUGCAAAUGCAAGGGAUCGGCAUAACUCUGAAGAAUCAGGCAGCAAAAACUCGAGAGAUUCUGAAGGGCCUUACAAUAGUUUGUCAAGACCCUUACAUCCACCACAGAGGAUCGCACAAGCUAAACCAGGCAAAGUUGUUGGUCCGGUGUUGGCGUAUGAGAAUCCAAAUGGCGCCAAAGACUUUUACGAUCCUAGAACGCUUGUCAGACACACCGCACUCCCCCACCAGGGUGUCCCCUCGUCUCAUCCCAGUAGGAACAACACAGGGAGGAUGGAGAGACCGAUGGGUGAGACCGGGAGAGACUAUCCUACAAAUACAAAACAAGCAAUGAACUGCGGCAUAGCUGCCAAGUUAGCCCCUGCAGACGUAAGUCACGUGACAAUAGACAUCGAUACCCAUCCAUAUUUUACGAGCCGAGCAGGGGCCACAAAGGUGGACCGUUCCGAUGACAGGGUCAUCGUGGACACAAAUCUGCUGCAUGCCAAAGCUCAGUAUGGUGGGCUUGGAGUCGGUGCAGCAGCAUCGGCUAAAGUGGCUGUUCACAGAAAAGUAUCGGUGAUGCAGUAUGGCGUGGCGCGGAUGUAUUAGCCGAAGGUCUUGUGUAAAUCUCAGGUCUGUGCAUAAAAAAAUGGUAGUAGUGUUGGCAGCAAUCUUUCUGCAACUCUUGGCUUUGGAUGGUUAGGUCUGGUUAGAUGUGAAAAGCUCUUUUUAUUCCUUUUUUGUCAUGUGAGUAAUAAAUACUAAAUAGUAUGAUGAUAGUUACAAUUUCACAUCUCAAUUCUUGGCAAACUCUCUCUAAUAAAUACAGUAUUAUUUUUUUGUCAA
Messenger RNA from Salvia hispanica, 2674 nucleotides. RefSeq names its product mitogen-activated protein kinase 20-like. Gene Ontology annotation, biological process: protein phosphorylation. Gene Ontology annotation, molecular function: ATP binding; MAP kinase activity. The record is from RefSeq and is a predicted model, not a curated record. Lineage: Eukaryota; Viridiplantae; Streptophyta; Magnoliopsida; Lamiales; Lamiaceae.